This is a messenger RNA of Echinops telfairi (small Madagascar hedgehog), 5288 nucleotides long. RefSeq names its product 5'-3' exoribonuclease 1 (gene XRN1). The record is from RefSeq and is a predicted model, not a curated record. Gene Ontology annotation, biological process: rRNA catabolic process; nuclear-transcribed mRNA catabolic process. The transcript has 43 exons. The coding region runs from base 42 to 5273 and encodes 1743 amino acids. Gene Ontology annotation, cellular component: nucleus. Gene Ontology annotation, molecular function: RNA binding; 5'-3' RNA exonuclease activity. Lineage: Eukaryota; Metazoa; Chordata; Mammalia; Afrosoricida; Tenrecidae.
UUUCGGCUGGGCCCUCAGUGGAAUUGGAGUUGGCGGUCGAAAUGGGAGUCCCCAAGUUUUACCGAUGGAUCUCGGAGCGGUAUCCCUGCCUCAGCGAAGUGGUGAAGGAGCAUCAGAUUCCUGAAUUUGACAACUUGUACCUGGAUAUGAAUGGAAUUAUACAUCAGUGCUCCCACCCUAAUGAUGAUGAUGUGCACUUCAGAAUCUCAGAUGAUAAAAUCUUUACGGAUAUUUUUCACUACUUGGAGGUUUUGUUUCGCAUAAUUAAGCCUAGAAAAGUGUUCUUUAUGGCUGUUGAUGGUGUGGCUCCCCGGGCAAAAAUGAACCAGCAGCGUGGGAGACGUUUCAGGUCAGCAAAGGAAGCAGAAGACAAAAUUAAAAAGGCAAUAGAAAAGGGAGAAACUCUUCCUACAGAGGCCAGAUUUGAUUCCAACUGUAUUACACCAGGGACUGAAUUCAUGGCCAGGUUACAUGAACAUCUAAAGUAUUUUGUAAACUUGAAGAUUUCCACAGACAAGUCUUGGCAAGGUGUUACCAUCUACUUCUCAGGCCAUGAGACACCCGGAGAAGGAGAGCAUAAAAUCAUGGAAUUUAUCAGGUCUGAGAAAGCAAAGCCAGAUCAUGAUCCCAACACCAGGCACUGUCUUUAUGGUUUAGAUGCUGACUUGAUUAUGCUUGGAUUAACAAGUCAUGAGGCUCAUUUCUCUCUUUUAAGAGAAGAGGUUCGUUUUGGUGGCAAAAAAACACAAAGGGUAUGUGCACCAGAAGAAACCACAUUUCACCUCCUACACUUGUCUUUAAUGAGAGAGUAUAUCGAUUAUGAGUUUUCCAUAUUAAAAGAAAAGAUCUCAUUUAAAUAUGAUAUUGAGAGGAUAAUAGAUGAUUGGAUUUUGAUGGGAUUUCUUGUUGGCAAUGAUUUUAUUCCUCAUCUACCUCAUUUACAUAUUAAUCAUGAUGCACUGCCUCUUCUUUAUGGAACAUAUAUUACCAUCCUGCCAGAACUUGGGGGUUAUAUCAAUGAAAAUGGCCAUCUCAACUUACCUCGCUUUGAGAGAUACCUUAUAAAAUUAUCAGAUUUUGAUCGUGAACACUUCAGUGAAGUUUUUGUGGAUCUAAAGUGGUUUGAAAGCAAAGUUGGGAACAAGUACCUUAAUGAAGCAGCAGGUGUUGCAGCAGAAGAAGCCAAGAUCUACAAGGAAAAGAAAAAAUCAAAGGAAAAUUCCGUCUGUUGGGCUGCUUUGGACAAAAAUGAAUCUGAAGUGACAGCAUCUAAGAGUAAUUUGGAAGAUGAAGCUGAAGAUGACGACCUAUUUGAAACUGAAUUUAGGCAAUAUAAAAGAACAUAUUAUAUGACGAAGAUGGGAGUUGAUGUAGUGUCAGACGACUUUCUGGCUGACCAAGCUGCAUGUUAUGUUCAAGCAAUACAGUGGAUCUUGCACUAUUAUUACCAUGGAGUUCAGUCCUGGAGCUGGUAUUACCCUUAUCACUACGCACCAUUUCUAUCAGAUAUCCGGAACAUUAAUACACUUCAAAUCCAUUUUGAACUAGGAAAACCUUUUAAGCCAUUUGAACAGCUUCUUGCUGUACUUCCAUCAGCUAGCAAAAAUUUACUUCCUACCUGUUACCAGCAUUUGAUGACCAGUGAAGACUCGCCAAUUAUAGAAUACUAUCCACCUGAUUUUAAAACUGACCUAAAUGGGAAACAACAGGAAUGGGAGGCUGUGGUUUUAAUACCUUUUAUUGAUGAGAAGCGAUUGUUGGAAGCUAUGGCAUCAUGUAAUCACUCUCUCAAAAAAGAAGAGAGGAAAAGAAACCAACAUAGUGAAUGCUUAAUGUGCUGGUACGAUAGAGACACAGAGUUCAUCUACCCCUCCCCAUGGCCGGAGAAAUUCCCUGCCAUACAAGGAUGCAGUACAAGGUACCAAAUAAUAUCUUUAGAUGCUUGGCGUGUAGACAUAAGCAAAAACAAAAUAACCAGGGUUGACCAGAAGGCAUUAUAUUUCUGUGGAUUUCCUACUUUGAAGCAUAUCAAACACAAAUUUUUUUUGAAGAAAAGUGGUGUACAAGUAUUCCAACAAAGCAGUCGUGGAGAAAAUAUGAUGUUGGAAAUCUUACUAAAUGUAGACUCAGAUGAACUAAGCAUAGAAAAUGUUGCUUCAUUAGUGCUUGGAAAGUCUGUGUUUGUUAAUUGGCCUCACCUUGAAGAAGCUAGAGUUGUAGCUGCAUCAGAUGGAGAAACUAAGUUUUAUUUGGAAGAACCUCCAGGAACACAGAAGCUUUAUUUGGGAAAAACUGUUCCACCAUCUAAAGUGGCCCAUCUUGGAGAUAAAGAACAAUCUAACUGGACAAAAGAAGUACAAGGAAUUUCAGAACAGUACCUGAGAAGAAAAGGAAUAAUAAUAAAUGAAACAUCAGUAGUUGUGUAUGCUCAGUUACUUACAGGUCAUAAAUAUCAAGUAAAUCCAAAUGGUGAAGUCAGACUAGAGAAACAGUGGUCAAAGCAAGUUCUUCCUUUUGUUUAUCAAACGAUUGUUAAGGACAUCCGAGCUUUUGAUUCCCGUUUCUCCAAUAUCAAAACAUUGGAUGACUUAUUUCCUCCUAAAAGUAUGGUCUUCAUGCUGGGAACUCCCUAUUAUGGCUGCACUGGAGAAGUUCAGGACUCAGGUGAUGUGAUUACAGAAGGUAGGAUUCGUGUGGUUUUCAACAUUCCAUGUGAGCCCAAUCUUGAUGCUUUAAUCCAGAACCAGCAUAAAUAUUCUAUAAAGUACAACCCAGGAUAUGUGUUGGCCAGUCGCCUUGGAGUGAGUGGAUACCUUGUUUCAAGGUUUACAGGAAGUAUUUUUAUUGGAAGAGGAUCUAGGAGAAACCCUCAUGGAGAUCAUAAAGCAAAUGUGGGUUUGAAUCUCAAAUUCAACAAAAAAAAUGAGGAGGUACCUGGCUAUACCAAGAAAGUAGGAAGUGAAUGGAUGUAUUCAUCUGCAGCAGAACAACUUCUUGCCGAGUACUUAGAGAGAGCUCCAGAACUAUUCAGUUAUAUAGCCAAAAACAGCCAAGAGGAUGUGUUUUAUGAAGAUGACAUUUGGCCAGGAGAAAAUGAAAAUGGUGCUGAGAAAGUGCAAGAGAUUAUUACUUGGCUAAAGGGACAUCCUGUCAGUACUUUGUCUCGUUCUUCUUGUGAUUUACAAAUUCUGGAUGCAGCUAUUGUUGAAAAAAUCGAAGAAGAAAUUGAAAAGUGCAAGCAAAGAAAGAAUAAUAAGAAGGUCCGAGUGACAGUGAAGCCCCAUUUGCUGUACAGACCUUUAGAACAGCAGCAUGGAGUCAUCCCUGAUCGGGAUGCAGAAUUUCAUCUAUUUGACCGAGUGGUAAACGUGAGAGAGAACUUUUCAGUUCCCGUUGGUCUUCGAGGCACCAUUAUAGGAAUUAAAGGAGCUAAUAGAGAAGCAGAUAUACUAUUUGAAGUACUAUUUGAUGAAGAAUUUCCUGGGGGUUUAACAAUAAGGUGCUUACCUGGUAGAGGUUAUCGAUUGCCAACAAGUGCCUUAGUGAACCUUUCUCACGGGAGCCGCUCUGAAACCGGGAGUCAGAAGUUGACAGCCAUCGUGAAGCCACAACCAGCUGUAGAUCAUUCUAGCUCCAGCUCAUCAACCUCCUCUGGGCAUUUGGGAGGCCUCAACCACUCCCCUCAGUCGCUUUUUAUUCCCACGCAAGUAUCUACUAAAGAAGAUGAUGAAUUUUGCAACAUUUGGCAGUCCUUACAAGGAUCUGGAAAGGUUCAGAACUUUCAGCCAACUAUUCAAGAGAAGGGUACAACUCUACCUCAAGCAAUAAGUCAAGUAACUCAACAUCAUAAAUCUGGCAUCAAUGACAACAGUAUUAAAGAUCAGCAAAGAAAAUAUGAUCCCCAUAAAAAAUUUAAAGAAGAAUGUAAGAAUCCUAAAAAUGAAUGUCAAACACAAAAACUGUCAAAUAAGCAGACUUUUGGAGGACCUGCCAAAUGCAAUAUUAAACUACUGAAGAGAAAUGAAAGUCCGGAAGUCUCAGAAACUCAGCAGGUUGUGACUGCUCCCUCACAUCCCCUGGCUAAGCCUAAGCCUGGAAUUGAGAACUUUUUAGCAUCCUUGAGUAUCUCCAGAGAAACUGAAGUGCAGCCGUCUUCCCCCAAAGAGCCUCCAAGUGAGGAACACUUGUCACCGCAGUCAUUUGCUCUGAAGGGAACACGGAUGCUUAAAGAAAUUCUCAAAAUUGAUGGCUCUGAUUCUGCGGACCAUAGCAAUGAAGUGAAACAGUUUGGUAAUGAAGUCACUGCUUCUUCUCAUAGAAGAGAUGAAUAUGGAUCUUCCUCACAGCCUAAGCAAAAUAGGAAGCUAGCAGCUUACAUGAACAAGUCUCAUAGUCCUAAUGAGUACCAUAAUGUUCCAUCUAUGGACAAUGUGUGUUUGCCAACUCCCAGCCAGAUCCCUUCGGUUUCCACACCAGUAACUGAACUUUCUCGAAUUUGUUCCCUUGUUGGAAUGCCACAACCAGAUUUCUCCUUUCUUAGAACACCACAGACAAUGACAGUCUGCCAGGUACAGCUAUCUAAUGGGUUACUGGUGCGUGGACCGCAGUGCCGCUCCGAAAAUGAAGCCAAGGAGAAAGCUGCGUGUUUUGCUUUGCAUCAGUUGAGCUCACUGGGACUGAAUUUCUCUGUGCCUCUACCAAUAUUUCCGAAUUAUCCACCUGCUGUGCCACCUGGAACCAUCCCUUCAGUUUUCCCUCAACCUACCAGCUGGGAUCAUUACGGAAGCAACUUAUCCCUGGGAUCAGCCACUAUAAUGCCUGCACCGUCUCACCUCUUUGGCACAGUGCCAUGGGGACAGCCAGUGCCAGUACCUGGAAAGCCGUUCCAUCAUGCCUCUUAUCCUGGACCCGGACCCAUGGCAGGAGGGAUGGCAGCUGGUGUGCACAAUCAGUUCAUCCCUUUGCAGGUUACUAAGAAAAGGGUUGCAAAUAAAAAGAACUAUGAGAAUAAGGAUGCUCAGGGUUCUUCUCAAGCUGCCCCGCUUCAGACUAGCCAGCCAGCAUCUUCAGAGAGCUCCACGCGGACUCCACCACAGGAGAGCCCAGCAGCAUCUGGGAAAUCCCCUCAGAGGCCUCAGCCUGCGUCGUCUUCUCAAGUGGAAGCUGCCUCCCACGGCCGCAGUACAUCUCACUCAAAGUCAACACCAAGUUCCUCAAGAAGAAAACCAAGAAAACUGGCUGUCAAUUUUGGUGUUUCCAAGCCUUCUGAAUAAAUUUGGUACUUGCAA